AUGAAGGAACAACCCGAAGAGCUUGACUCUGAAAAUCUGAAGGACAAACCAGAUGUUAUGUGGGAGGGAGAUCUGGACGGCAGGAUGAAUUUCAAAUUGUCGGAUGAAUUUAAAAAAAGAACUUGGAAGACAUGGAAUAAAGCCAUAUUUGUGAAGUUAUUUGGGAAGAAGGUAUUUUUAAUUUUUAUGAAGAAACAAUUGGAGAACACGUGGGCAAGAGAGGGUCAGAUCUUUGUGACUGACUUAGAAAAUGAGUACUUUCUAGUUCGAUUUGAGAAUAAAAAAGACAUGGAGUUCGCUUUUACGGCAGGGUCAUGGGUAAUCUUUGACCACUGUCUAGCAAUUAGAUCUUGGGAACCAGAUUUUCAACCAUUUCAAGCUACGAUCAAUCGGGUCAUGGCUUGGAUUCGUCUUCCUGAAUUUCCUAUAGAGUAUGUAAACACGGAGUUGGUUAAAAGUAUUAGCAAUUGGCUGGGGAAAUUUGUAAAGAUUGAUGCGGCUACUACAUUGCUUGCUAGAGGAAGGUUUGCGAGAUUGUGUGUUGAGUUGGAUCUUAUGAAAUCCCUUCAAGGGGAGUAUAAAGUGGAAGGAAAAGUAAAUAUGGUGGAAUAUGAGGGAUUACAUCUCAUUUGCUAUGGAUAUGGAAAAUAUGGACAUAGAAUGGAGACAUGCAACCUAGUUAUUGAUGAAUUUUAUCAUUUGGAAUACCAAAGGGGUUGCUAA
Molecule: messenger RNA, 723 nt
Organism: Gastrolobium bilobum
Lineage: Eukaryota; Viridiplantae; Streptophyta; Magnoliopsida; Fabales; Fabaceae
Exons: 1
Coding region: 1-723 (240 amino acids)
Source: RefSeq, a predicted model, not a curated record